This is a messenger RNA of Galendromus occidentalis (western predatory mite), 1015 nucleotides long. It is a transcript of the gene Vti1a, whose product is annotated as Vesicle transport through interaction with t-SNAREs 1a. The coding region runs from base 1 to 651 and encodes 216 amino acids. The record is from RefSeq and is a predicted model, not a curated record. Gene Ontology annotation, biological process: intra-Golgi vesicle-mediated transport; macroautophagy; Golgi to vacuole transport. The transcript has 4 exons. Lineage: Eukaryota; Metazoa; Arthropoda; Arachnida; Mesostigmata; Phytoseiidae. Gene Ontology annotation, molecular function: SNARE binding; SNAP receptor activity. Gene Ontology annotation, cellular component: endoplasmic reticulum membrane; ER to Golgi transport vesicle membrane; late endosome membrane.
AUGGCGACUCUCAUGGAGGAUUUCGAACAGCAAUAUGCCAUACUUUCAGCUGAAAUUACCACGAAAAUAUCGUCGCUAUCCACCGCAGGCGAUGUCGAUCGGAACAGUAAUGUCCGAGGAACCGAGAAGUUGCUCGAUGAGGCGAAUGAGCUCCUUGAGCAGAUGGAACUUGAAGUUCAAUCCAUGGUUCCAGAACUCAAGUCGAAGUACGCCAACCGGGUGAGAAGCUAUCAGGUCGAAUUGAAGAGACUCAAACAGGAAUACCUCGACGCGAAAUCGACAUCUCGGGUGGAUUUAUAUUCAUCGAGAGAAAGCGGAGACUUCCCCAUCGACGACAAAGCCCAGUUGCUGGAUACUACAGAGAGGCUCGAGAGGAGCACGAGACAGUUGCGGGCGGGUCGGCAACUCGCUGUGGAGACGGAACAAGUUGGAGCAGAGAUCCUCGGGGAGCUCGGAAACCAGCGGGAAGUGAUCACUCGAGCAAGAGAGCGGAUGAGAGAAACGAGCCACGAAGUCGGGCGCAGUUCUCAGCUAUUAACGUCCAUGCUUCGGAAAGCGUUCCAGAAUCGUAUCGCUGGUCAGCUGGCCAUUGGGACAGUGGUGUUCGUUUUAGUUCUCGUCGUCAUACUCAGUAUCAAGAAUCAUAUCUAAAUGAGGUCACAUAUUUCUCGGGACCCAGUUCCAAUUGUACAUAUACACGAAGUUAUUUCUUGAGCAACGCAGAGAAAUGCCCUCGCGCACCGGGCAGCUUUCGAAGAAGGUCACUGUUUCCCCUAGUCUAGUGCUGCAGAGCCCGAUGCCCGGAUUUCGCCCGAUGCUCGCCGUUCAUCGCUUCAAUUGAACCCUUCCAAUGGACCGGGAAGAAGACCACGUGUCCGAGCUCUGGAUCCAUGUGGUGUUCGGGACAACUAUUUUUCUCAAGAAUCCCUCGAUUUAAAAUUAUUCCAUGUUCGAAUGGAACUGGGAAAAAUAGAGCGUGCUGCUAUUGGAAUAAAUCGGGAUACGAUGGUCUCGC